This is a messenger RNA of Racocetra persica, 242 nucleotides long. The record is from the annotation of a GenBank genome assembly. Lineage: Eukaryota; Fungi; Glomeromycota; Glomeromycetes; Diversisporales; Gigasporaceae.
GCUCCAAAAUUGCCGAAGAUGGAAAUUGGAUAAUUAAGAAUAUAAAAACGUUACUUAAAAAUUUUCAAAAAGAUUUGGGUUUAUUGUUAUCAGCAGAUGGACAUGGUAACUUGGCUCCUUAUGGACAGGACUUGACCAAAUUUGAAAACCUUGAUAUUUCUGUCGUUGGAGGUAAUACUAAUUCCACAUCCAAUAUUAACCUGGCCGAUGAAAGAGAAGAUAUUUUCUACAAUCCUCUAAAA